AUGGGGGCUGCUGCUUUGGCAAUUUUCUUGGCUGGAGUCCUCCCAGCGCUUGCACAUCCUGAGGUUUUGACCCCGGAGAAGGCAAAGCGCGAAGCCAGCAUGAUUGGACGUUCGACGGGCAAAUGCGCGGCUGCCAUCGAAGCACGCAAGGCAGAUGUCAUUGCCAAAAGAUCACAGAGGCUGAUUGAGCGCCGUGUUGAAAGCGGAAGCUUGAAGCAGUCGGAUCUCAGCAAGCGCAAUGAGCUCAAGUACACCACGAUUCAGAAUGAUACAUGCGUCCUAGCUCCGGACACAGUUUGGGGGCCCUACGGUAUCGAUGGUGAGAUCAUUCGCCAUGAUCUUCGAGAAAUCUCUUCUGGUCAAUCAGGUCUCGACUUCUAUCUCGACAUUGGUGUCAUCGAUAUUGAGACUUGCGAGCCGUUGCCCAAUGCAGCGCUGACUAUCUGGAACUGCAACUCCACUGGAACGUACUCCGGCUUCACCGGUAUCGACCCUGACACCGCUUCGAUCGCAGAUGGCUGGAGCACUCGAAGUGACGGUACCACUGAUGAUGAGACUUUCCUUCGUGGCAUCCAGAUCACGGACGAGGAGGGAAUGGCAGAAUUUUUGACCCUGUUCCCUGGAUACUACACUUCCCGUACGACUCACGUUCACGUCACGGUCCAAACCAAUAUCACCAAUGGUACCAGCUACUCUUCUAGUGCAGUGCAACAUAUUGGACAGCUUUUCUUUAACGAAUCUUUGAUCAACUCGGUCUACGAACUUGCUCCCUACGCUGAUCACUUGGCCACUCUUAACCGAACGACCAAUGACGAAGACAAACUUUUCGCAACGGCAACAUCCGAAGGUUACAGCGCAGUUGUCAGUGUCGAUCAGAUUGGUGAUUCACUAGCUGACGGCCUGGUGGGAUAUAUCACUAUUGGAGUGAACGUAUCGGCUGAGGGUUUGACCACUACCGGAGGAAGUGUCAAUGUUAUCGGCUCUCUACCGACUGUCUCGGUGGCUUCGAGCAAGUAUGCAGAGGCCUCUGCCGUGGACAUUGCUGAUGGAUACACAUCGUAG
Molecule: messenger RNA, 1062 nt
Organism: Truncatella angustata
Lineage: Eukaryota; Fungi; Ascomycota; Sordariomycetes; Amphisphaeriales; Sporocadaceae
Product: Intradiol ring-cleavage dioxygenase
Exons: 3
Coding region: 1-1062 (353 amino acids)
Molecular function (GO): oxidoreductase activity, acting on single donors with incorporation of molecular oxygen, incorporation of two atoms of oxygen; iron ion binding
Source: RefSeq, a predicted model, not a curated record